AUGUUAAAACUUAAACAAGAUACAAAUAAUGAAUUUAAGAAAAGGCUUUUAUUUUUUGAAAAGUUAUCUGAUCUAAUUACAUGGACUCCAGGCAAUGAUGAUAUUAAUGUUUCUCGAGUAACACUUAAACAACGACCUGACUGGAAAAGAACAAAUUCUGUAAAUGAACAAAAUAAAAGGGAUUUAAGAAUUAAUGUUAUCGAUGAUAACUUUGAAGAAUUCCAUAAUUACCUUAAAUUUGGUCAAUAUUGUAUCCAAUAUUGGCAAUUCGUGGAUUCAUUUGUUUAUUUUUCUCAUCAUCGUGUCGGAAUUCCACCUACAAUGUGGGUUAAUGCAGCUCAUAGAAAUGGCACAAGAGUACUUGGAAAUUUUAUUACGGAAGGUGCACCUGGUUCUAAAGAUAUGGAAUUAUUAUUAAAUGGUCCAGAUGGUCAAAUAAAUAAAGAUGGAUUUAGUACAUUUUUUGCUGAUAAAUUUGUUCAAAUGGCUAUUUAUUAUAAGUUUGAUGGGUGGUUUAUUAAUAUCGAAUCUAAAUUACUUGGAAGAGAAAAGGCAGCACGUCAACUUAUUCAAUGGAUGAAAUAUUUAACUCAUGAAAUGCAUAAAAAUAAAUGUUUAUUUACAAAUUUUUUUAUAUCAAUUGACAGGUAUGACUCAAUAACAACUUCGGGAGAAAUAAAAUAUCAAAAUAUUUUAAAUGAUAAGAAUUUACCUUUUUUCAAUGUAUGUGAUGGAUUAUUCACCAAUUAUUGGUAUGAUAAAAAUGGUCCUACAAUUUCUGCAAGAGUAGCUGGUCAAAGAAAUCGUGAUGUCUAUACUGGUAUUGAUGUUUAUGGACGUGGAACUUAUGGAGGUGGAGGAUUUAAUACUUUUUUGGCAUUAGAAGCUAUUAAAAAUGGAAAAACUUCCGCAGGAAUAUUUGCAUCAGCUUGGACUUUCUUUGAAGUUCCAGGUGAUACUUUUGCAAAUGAUCGUUUAUUUUGGGUCGGUAGUCCUCCUGGCGUUGUUCAAAGGCGUCCCGGCGUUGCUGAUUAUGUUGCUCCAAAAUGUACCCCUAAAAGCACAAGCUUUUACACAAAUUUUUCUCUUGGAACUGGACAUCAAUUCUUCAUCGAAGGAAAGGCAUUCAAUGAUAGGACUUCAAGAUUGGUUCCAUUUAAGUCAUCAGUCUCCUAUAACGGUGGUACCUCAUUAUCUAUAAAUUCCAGCGGUCUAUUCAUUCUGCCAUUUGCUAAACUUCCACUAUACAAACUUUCCGUUCAAAUCCCUCUACAAACGCCAUUAAAACUAAGUGUUACAUACCUCCCAAAGCAACCGAACAUAAAAUUCUCACCGUAUAUAAAAAUAGGAUCGAAUUCAAUUAAUAAUUCUGUUCAAGAUCAAAAUUUUAUUACUUCUGAAGGAACAUCUUUCCCAAAUUCCGAAAAUAUAGUUCAAAUUGAAUUAGUUUCUGAUUCUGGUGUCAUUACAUCAAAAUCGCUUAUUCUGACAAACACAAUUCCGAGGAAUAAUGGUUGGAUUACAUCAGAGUUCACAUUAACUCGUUCUAUUUUUAGUAGUGGUUCUUCAAAUACUUCAAGUGGGAAUGUUAAAAAUGAUUUAGUAAUUCAGGAAUUUGGAAUUUCUUUAUAUAAUUUAAAAAAUCCAAUUUCUCAUAAUGUUACUAGACAAUUAUUGGGAUACGUUGGAGAACUUUCUAUCAUACCUCAAAAUCUAAAACCUACUAUUAAUACAGAGAUGGUUCAAAACGUCAUGUUUGAAAGAAAGUUUAUUGAUACACCUGAUUUAGAUGGUUUAAAUGACGAAGUUAUUUUUUUGUGGGGAAUAGUUAAAUGGAAUGUCAUGACCGUUCCUUCUGCACAAAAUUCUUCCUCCUCAAAUUCUGACAAUAAUGUAAAACUUUUAGAUUCUUCUACCAAGAGCGAUAAACAACAAGUAUUAGAACCAGUUGUUACAAAUUUAGAAAAUACAUUUGCAUAUUAUAAUGUUUAUGUUGGAUUGUCACCACCAUCUCCUAAUUUAAGUUCGUCUCCUGAUUCAAACGAGAUAACAUUUUUGGGAAUUUCUGACUCCACACAAUUUUCAAUUUCUGGUUAUGGCAUCAUGAAAAGUGAAGUUGAAAGUGGGAAUGGAUUGGCAAUAUGGAUUCAAGGGGUUUAUGAAAUUGAUGGAAGUGGUGUUGAUAAAACUAAUUGGGGGAUGGCAUGGGUUGAUUUAAAGAGUUGA
Scutellospora calospora is the source of this 2226-nucleotide messenger RNA. NCBI's taxonomy places the organism in Eukaryota, Fungi, Glomeromycota, Glomeromycetes, Diversisporales, Gigasporaceae. The record is from the annotation of a GenBank genome assembly.